Molecule: messenger RNA, 5546 nt
Organism: Lepisosteus oculatus (spotted gar)
Lineage: Eukaryota; Metazoa; Chordata; Actinopteri; Semionotiformes; Lepisosteidae
Gene: pik3r5
Product: phosphoinositide-3-kinase, regulatory subunit 5
Biological process (GO): G protein-coupled receptor signaling pathway; positive regulation of MAP kinase activity
Cellular component (GO): phosphatidylinositol 3-kinase complex, class IB
Molecular function (GO): 1-phosphatidylinositol-3-kinase regulator activity
Source: RefSeq, a predicted model, not a curated record
UAAAAGGCCUUCGGAGUGAGAAUAGAUUAUUCCAUGUGUUCUUUGCUGUGCGAGGGGUAGCUUGAAGCAAAUGGCUUGUUUUGUAUUCUAACUCCCAGAAACCAAAAGCCAGGCACCAUUCAGGAUUGAAGCAUCAAAUCUGAGCUGCCAGAUCAAGACACCGACUUUUUCCGAGUUCUGUCAAGUGAAGAUCUAGGGCAGCCUCUGUCUCAGGAGUGUGUUCUUGGCGUUAACCAGCGCCGCUGUGAAGUGGAUUAUGAGUUUACUUGGUUGAAUCCGUGUCAUUCUUUGGAGCGGACGUGGUGGUUUAAUGAUAUAUUUUGUCUUAAAUUUUAAUCUGGAGAAAGGCCUGAUCUCCUUGUUUCUCUCAUCUCUCUGCAUCAAAGGCGAUGAAUUAAGAUGCAGCAUACCUCGUGCACAGAGGACCGCAUCCAUCAUGCCUUAGAGAGAUGCCUUCACAGACUCAGCCAGUCCUCCUCUGCGGACACUUGGAGCGCCGGGCUGUGCAUGAAUCGCUGGAGCCUGGAGGAGCUGGUGAAUCGAGACCCCGAGAACUUCCUCAUCCUCCUUCAGCAGAUACUGAAGAAAACCAGAGAGGUGCAGGAGCAAUGCGAGUACAUCCUGGUUGCCCCGUUGGCUCUGAUGUUUUUCUCCACAGCCUUACAGACUCCUUACUUCCCCCCGCACUGCGACCUGCUGAGGGAGGCCUGCGAGGUGUACCACAGCUUCCUGACCUGGCCCGAGCCGUACUGCAGCGUGUGCCGAGACCUCCUCACAUUCAUCCACCAGGAGCUGAAGGCCCCAGGGAUUUCCUAUCACAGGCUUGUAAGAGAAGAGCAAGGAUUAGCCACUGACAAUCAGCAAUCCAAGACCAUAACGGUGCUGCUGAUGAAUCCCUCUGAUAUCCCUCCGGAGUUCCUGGCGGUAUCAGAGCAGCUCAGCAAUGUCAGGCACUCACAGAAAGACGCCUACAUCAUCCUCAUCAAACACGCCUAUCAGUCUGCUUUUGGUGCUCGGUACCCCCUGGACUGCAUGCAGAAAGUGCUGGAGUCGAAAAAGGUAGAAGAACUCAGUUCCAUCUUUUCAGACAUCACAGACAUUUUGGAAACAGCUGUUUCUGUGGAGGACAUUGACAAGGCCAGGGAGCAUUUACUUGAGGAUCUGGAAAGGCUUAGGGAGAAAAUUGGACUUCCGGCGCCAAACAGUAAGAAAUCAGAAGGCAUGCUGCAGACUCUGUCACUGCCCAUUGCCAGGUGUCACACGUACCACUGGGAUAAGGACAAUUUCGACAUUUUGAACGAGAUCUUCCAGGCCGAGUGUGACCUGGCUGAAGCUCAGCCCCAGCCAGAUGAGGGGGAGGACGACGAGGAGGAAGAGGAGGACGUGGAGGAAGAGGAAGUGGCAGUGAACGGCUGUGUGGAUCACAGAGCCUCCACCUUCUCCACCGUCUCCAUCCUCUCCACUGCCUCCAAGGACUCCAUGCUCUCCAAUAACUCCUUCUCCUCCAUCUCCUCCUCCUCGUCGGGGCCCAGCCGGCUGUCGGUGGCCUCGGGGAUGGACAGCGACUUCUGUGAGGACACCGAGGAGGAGAGCAGCACAGACAAAACUCCCAAAGCCAGAGCCAGGCUGGGCAAACGCAUCUCCAUGCUAUUCAAGUCCAAGAGCAGCAACUCGCUAAACCGGGCAAAAAGCUUGGGAAACACAGAGGCCAAAGACUAUGUAACGAUCAGAUCCAAGAGGUCGAACUCUCUGCCCCAGCAGGUUCACCUGCAGAGCCCAGAGAAUAUGUUUCUCAGGAAUGUCUGCUACAGGAGGAGACCUAUCCUGAGCUGCGACGAGGACACCAAAACCACAACCCUAAGGGUGGUGGUUUUUGGUGCAGAUCAGAUUACCGGAAAAGUGGCGAGAGCCUACAGUAAUCUCAGACUUCAGGAAAGCAGGUGCCCUCGCCUAACCAGGCUCUUUAAGCUCCAGUUCUUUUUCAUCCCAGUGAAGAGGAACUCCAGCAGCCCUGCAGUGGGAGUGUCCAGCCCUGGCAGUCUGUCAGACAGCCCUGGGAGGGGCAGCAUGGCCGUGGACCCGAGUCUGCCCUGCCUGGAGGACAGCACCAACGACAUUGCGCAAUACCUUGGCAUGCUGGAUCCCUGGUAUAAGCGCAACAUGCUGAGCCUCCUGAACCUGCCCGUGGAGGUGCUCUGCCAGCAAACUUCCAAAACCGAGCCUGACGUGUCCAGCAGCACCAGGGAGCGGCUGCCCAUCCUGGCGGACAUGGUUCUGUACUACUGCAGGCACGCAGCUCGUCCAGUGCUGGUCCAGCUCUACCAGGCUGAGCUGAUGCUGGCAGGCGGGAUGAAGCGAACGGAGGUGUUCAUCCACUCCCUGGAGCUGGGCCACACCGCUGGGACUCGUGCAGUCAAGGCCUCUGGGCCAGUCUGCAAAAGAUUUGGGAUUGACGGGGACCGGGAAGCAGUGCCGUUAACACUAGAAAUCGUUUACAAUAAGGUGAGCGUCAGUGGGCGAAAUCAGUGGAGUAAAGUGAAUAAAAUCUGCACCUCUGUUAAUCUCACCAAAGCCUGUAAGAAACCGGAAGAGCUAGAUUCAAAAAUGGAGUGCCUUCAGCUGACCAUGACAGAAGUUCUGAAGAGACAAAACUCCAAGUCCAAAAAAGGUUACAAUCAGCAACUCAACACCACGCAGGUGAAGGUGGACAAAGUCCAGGUGUCAGGAGCUUGCAACACCACCUUUGCUGUGUGUUUGGACCAGGAUGAGAGGAAGAUCUUUCAGAGUGUGACCAGGUGCGAGAUUUCCGUCUGCUACAAGCCGGAAAGUGGGAUGCACUGGAGGAUCCGGAAGGCCCUGUCCUCUCAGCCGCUUUGUCCUGAGUUCUGCUCACUCCUCUGCCUCCCUAUCUCCACCUUCAGCGGCGCUCAUUCCUGAUGACGUGCCCGGAAAGCAGCUGGCUUCAUGGAAAGCCGUAGCCUGGAGGCUUCUGAAUCCUGGGAAAAAGAGUAAAGCAGCUCUUCUGUACCUGGACUGAAGUCCGUGUCUCCUGGUGCUGGGAACAAUAGCUUGUCACUGCUGUUUUUCAUACACUGUAGUCUAGGAGGUGCAAGGCCGGUGACCCCUGCCCUCAUGGCUCAUGAGGGUGGAAAAUAAUUUUGCAGAAAGUUGGUGUUGACUUUUUUAAGAGGGUUUUCCGACAGUGUUUUUUUGUCGUCACAAAAUGUUUGUCCUUACAGGUGAGGUUUUAUCGUCUCCUUUCAGAAGAGCCCACCUGAUUGGGUGAGCUCUGACAAACAUUAGAGGGUAUUCCCUCUGUGGGGGUGUCUCAGUGUGGCUCGGGAGCAUGCUGGGUAGGUCAGGUGGCUACCGUGCAUUGUUCAGUCCAUGAGGAAAGGACACGGGCACCUCCUCAUUAUUCCCCGUCGGGACCUGCUCACUUGCUUUUCUGUCCUACAGUAUGCUCGAGUUCGAGUAUGGCUCUGUAAGAUACAAUGCUCUCUAUGAAGAGCCUAUGACAGUCCUUUUCUGUUGAGCUUUUGUGCAGUGAAAGUUCAACUGAAGAGAGAAAUUGAGGUAAUUCAUAUCUUAAUAUUUUGAUUUUUUUUUUUGUAUUGCUAAAAAGAACCUAACUAGCAGUUUAGCUGACCUGACUGCUUUUGACAGAUAACUAGGAAAUAAAUCCUUUUAUUAAUGAUUUUUCAUUACGAUUAUUUAAAUUUUCACGAAAGAAGCAACGCUUCCACUUUGCAAUUAUGCAGAAGUGUAUGUUUUUCUGUACAUACUAAUUUAAUGAAAAAAUAUGGCCAAGAUUUACUGUUAGCAUAGAGAUAGGCGAUUGCUUUGCAGUCCUAUCAAAACAGAUAUGAGCACAUACUGUAUAAUGCUUUCUCUAUCCUUUUCAUAGUAACCAGGAUUUGUCCAUUUUGUCCACAUAUUUAAAACAUAUUGUCAUUUGUCCACAUAUUUGAUGAACAAGUAGACAUUAGUUACACAAUAAUUACAUGCUGGAAAAAGAGAGUGACGUCUGCAGGUUCUACAACCAAAACAUGAUGUAUUUAAUUAUUUCCAGCAUGAAAUUACCCAUACUCUGACACAGUUCCUCACUUUAUCCUACCAUUUGGUUCUGUGAGGUAUUUUUAAUUAUUAUUGUGAUUUCUUUAUAUUUUUACAGUGUUCAUGGACAGUGAAGAACUUUGCCAUAUGCCAUGCAAUAUCUUGUCUGUCUCCUCGUUGUUUGCAUGUACUGUGCCGCUAGUGAAUAUCUGAUGAAAUGUGCAAUAAUCUGAAAUGUUCUCUAACCGAUAUCAUGCAUAAACUGCAAGAACUUGCCACAAUAAUCAUGUUUUCCCAUUGCAGCUAGAACCAAUUGCACUCUAAUUCUUACAGCACUAAUAUCCACAAUCAACAGAAACAGAUUUUAUUUUUUUCUCAAUCUUAUUGUAAAACCAACACACAUUAUGCAGUGUGAAAAUCAAAGGGCACAUUUACACCUCAUCCCUAAUAAUCCAUAUAUCCUGAAUCUCAGUUAAUACACAAUGCUAGCUGUGACUCUGUAUGCCAGGAAGGAUCUGAUAAUGCACUGACAUUGCUUACUACCUGAAUUAUACACAGAAUUAUAUACUGCAAUACAGCACCUCGAACCUAAGAGACUCUCUUGAAACACUUUGACUGAAGUGACCUCCCGUGGGAGGAAGUUUUUUAUUUUCUCAGGGAGGUGAAGGAAUUUUUCCAUUAUCCCCAGUGGGAAAAAGUAAUUCCUUAAAAACAGUAGCUGGCUGAUCUCCAUAUGCACAUUGUAACGUGCAAUUACUGUACCUAGAAGGAGAUACAGUAUGGUACAUCUCAAGAUUAGAAAAUAAUGGAAAAAUUCUAGUCUGUAUUUAUGCACCUGCAUUUUGGUACGCAGAUAAAAGGGACUGAAAUAUGAAAUAUGACCUUGUGUGACUAGGCUUUGAGCUGACAUUCUCCGUAAGUCAUAUGGAGGGAGAACACAAAGACGAAACUAUGGUAUAAUGAAAUGGCUGUACAAUUCUAUUUUUUGUUUUAUGAGUUUGUUUUUCUUUAACUGUAUUAUUAAGGUUAAGGUCUAGAUCGAAUCAAGAAUUAAACCCACUCACCACUUCCAAAUGAUAAAUUGGGGGAGUUAAUUGCAAGUUACCAUUAGGUAGAGGUAUGAAAAACUCUGGAAAGAACAAUAGAUGCCAACAAAUACAGGCAAUUUAAUUUGGGAGUGUUGGGGGUGAGUCACAGUUUUGAUUUAAUCCAGUCCUUAAUCUGUACAGAAUGAUAACAAAUGUUCCGGGUGUAUCUAAAAAAACAUAUUUUGUUAGAUUCAUGCUGAGAACGUUUUCAGCCAAUUUGUACCAUUUCUGGUCUAACCUUCCCUAUGGGAGUCCUUCAUUUGAAAAUGUUUACAUGUUUUGUUACUAUGAUUUUGUGCAUCUGUCAUUAUGAAGCUUUUAAGGUUUGUAAAAUAAUGUUAUACAGUAUGUAAAGACUAUUUGGAAAAAAAAUCCUAACGAUUUGUAAAAAAAAAAAGAUUA